Vitis riparia (riverbank grape) is the source of this 1135-nucleotide messenger RNA. RefSeq names its product E3 ubiquitin-protein ligase MARCHF7-like. Gene Ontology annotation, molecular function: zinc ion binding. The record is from RefSeq and is a predicted model, not a curated record. Bases 289 to 909 code for a protein of 206 amino acids. The transcript is spliced from 2 exons. Lineage: Eukaryota; Viridiplantae; Streptophyta; Magnoliopsida; Vitales; Vitaceae.
GGGAGCAAUGAAUGAUAAAAAUAUAGGGAUCAUUCUUCGCUUCAGUCUGCCUCAAACCACUGUAGUUUUGUUGCAUUUCCCUUUCAGAACUGUUACAAAAGGUGACAGCCUUCCGCACAAAACAAAACCCAACAUACAACAAGGUGAACCUCCGACCAUACUUCUGCACAGUCUCCAUAUAAUCUUCACAUUUCACCCACUACUUCUGCGAUAUGGCUUCAAGGCCCGUUUAAUCCUUCAAUCUCCAAGUUUUAAGGCCUUUCAGCACCCAGGACUGUGCAAACUUUCAUGAGGUUUCGCUGGUUUUCCAGAAUGCUGACUGUGGAGAGCUCCUGUGUGGAUGUGGAGUCCAAUGGCCGUCGCCGUAGUGGCUCCGGCAGCACUGACGGGAGUCUGGGCUUCUCGGACUCUGAUGGGAAGGCGUGGCUCUCGCCGUCCGAUGAAUGUCGGUUUUCCGGUGGGAUCGAGGGGGGUUUGGGGUCCUCGUCAUCGGAUUGUGGGUCGGAGGUGGAUUUGGAGAGUGGGGUUUUGGCGGUGGAGAGGGAUUGUAGAAUUUGUCAGCUGAGCUUGGAUGCCAGUGAUCAAGAGACUGGAUUGGCUAUUGAGCUGGGUUGCUCUUGUAAGGGUGACCUUGGUUCUGCUCACAGGCAAUGUGCUGAGACCUGGUUCAAAAUUAAGGGAAAUACAACCUGCGAGAUUUGUCAUGCUACAGCGGUCAAUGUUGCUGGGGAGCAGAUUAAUGAGGCAGAAAAUACUAUUGCAGCAACCACAGCAGAACCAGUAGCACCUGCAAUACCUGCAGAGCCACAACGCACCUGGCAUGGACGCCGUGUCAUGAAUGUUCUGCUUGCCUGCAUGAUUGUUGUCUUUGUCAUUUCUUGGCUCUUUCACUUCAAUGUAAUAUCAUGAAUUACAUAGAAAAAUGAGUUUUUUCUUUUUUGCCCUUUUCCUUUUUGGUUUCUUUUUUGUUUGUAGAGGAUAACUGGCAAAUCUCAACUUCAUGGUGUCUGUAUUGGUACCUUAUACCAACCUUAAUUGAGUUGCCCCCCUGCAUUUCUUGCUUAGAGCUAGUUCUAUAUUUGUGGUUACCAUAAUUAUAGAAGCACAUAUACAUAAUCUUCAGCUUCUCUGAGCA